This is a messenger RNA of Chrysoperla carnea, 2117 nucleotides long. RefSeq names its product CUE domain-containing protein 2. Bases 53 to 937 code for a protein of 294 amino acids. Lineage: Eukaryota; Metazoa; Arthropoda; Insecta; Neuroptera; Chrysopidae. The record is from RefSeq and is a predicted model, not a curated record. The transcript has 5 exons. Gene Ontology annotation, molecular function: ubiquitin binding.
UGAAUAUUUAUUAAAAAUAUUUAUAUAAAAAAAAACUACCGUGCAGGACACAAUGUCUCAAAAUUAUGCUGAACAUGAGGAAACUAUUAAAAAAUCAUUAUUUGAAUUUAUGAAACAAUAUAUACCAAAUGCUGAAUUUGAUUUAAUUGAUGAGAUUGUUUUAUCUUAUGUGGUUGCAAUCUUAGAAGAUGCUGGAUCUGAUCCUGUUUUCGAUGUUGAAGGUUUUUGUGAAAUGAUGAGUGCCUACUUUCCGGAAUUCGAGGCAAUUAAUAACGCAGCUGUGUGCCAAUGGGUGUUUGAAUUGGAAGCGAAAUUAAGAUCUAAAGAUCCGGAUCAAGAAUCCAUAUCAUUAACUGAGUUAUCUUUACCUGAUAUUUUGCCAACAAUUAAACCAAGAUCACAUACGAAUUCAGAAUCCAGUAUUUUACAAGAACCAACAAAUAAUAAGCGAGUCCAUCAUAUUUCUGAGACUAGUGAUGGUGGAUCAACUGAUAGUUCUUGUUAUGAUUUCUUUUCGGAGGAAAUUGAUAUUUUACAAGAAAUGUUCCCCGAUGUUUGUUCCAUGGAGGUCAAACAUUGUUUAGCAAUUGCAAAUGGUGAAAUCGAACGUGCUACACAAAUUUUAUUACAUCGUCAAGAAAAUGGCCUGUGUUUAAAUGCAAACAAUGCAUUAUCAUUAACAAUUUCAAAUAAAAAUACAAAAAUUAACGAUAGCGAAUUAAAAAAUCGUAUAAUUGCACGUUACUCGUAUGUCGAUAAGGAUUCAGAUGUACGCGAGCAUAAACCAUUGGCACCCAAAGAUGAACCAAAGAAAUUAGUACGUUAUCGUGAUAAUAAAAUUGUUAGUUUGAAAGGUGAACGUUUCACUGAAGUGAAGAAGGGCGAAGAUUGUCCAGAUAUUUCAUUGAAGAAACCAAAAAAACCACAUUGUCCGUAACUAGACGCGUUCACAAUAUGUAGCAUGAAUAUACCGCCGAUAUUAAUUAUAUAUCCUACCAGAAACAAUAUAUAUGUCACUGUCACUGUCACUGUCACUAGGUGUCACUGUAGUUGUAGUAGAAGUCACUGUAUUAUCAAUGUAAGAAUAUUUAAUUCAUUUAUUAUUUACGAUGUGAAUUUACUUUUUAGAUUAGUUUGUUGUGAUUUUAAUAGCUUUGUAUUUAACUAGCCUUAAGGAGCAAGUUGUAACAGUCAGUAUAAGUCUAAUACAAUCAUGUCCCACUUCCAUUGACUCAGUCAGUCUCAUCUUCUUACCAAAUAUGAUUAAAUUAGAGUUCAUUAAUCUUGUUUAGAUUAAAGCUGAUCCAUUUUCUCGAUUCUGAAAAGUAUAUCAAUUUUAACUAGUGACCCAUUUUUCGAAACAGUCUUGAUUUUAUUGAAAGAAUUCCACGAUGAAACUUCAGAAGAAGACAAAAACGUUGAAACAAGGAACUGAUUUCUUAAGAGACUUGCUGUGAACUCACAUACCACACACGAUAGUCACAUACUAUAACUAUAGUAAGUGUAGUUUUUAUCACCCGUAGCUCGAAAACUAUCAGUUAAAAAUUUUUGUGGUCGUGAGAGUUUUUGUUCAAAACGAUCCGAAGAACACUUUAGGGACGGUUUGAAAAGGUUUCACAGAAAGCCAUUUUCCUAUCUAAUCGUACGAGGUCCUUCCUGCUUUUUAGAAAUAUUCUGCCAAGUAAAAUGUAAAAUAAAAAUGAAUACCGCAAGACCCACGAAGCAGAAACCUGACCACUCCGAGUAGAAGAAUGAGGUACCCAAAUAAAGCACUAUCUUACAGUCUAUGUAGAGUUACUAUAGAGUUUUGUAUAGACUUUUUAGGUCGAGAUUUUACAAGCAUUAAAAAUGACUGACGUCGAUUUCAAAGCAUCGUGACGUUAAUAACUUGCGUUUUAGCAAUACUGUACGUUAAAUUGAGUUGUUAAAUUUGCGUUGCCUAUAAACGCGAUAAAUGUCGGUCGUGAAAAAAAGUAGCUAAUUUUAUUCCAUAAGCAGCUAACAUUUGGAUCAUCGUUACCAAAAUCAGACAAAAGAAUUGAUAAUCGUGGGACAUAUUGUAAACUCAAUGUUUUUUUUUCGUAUUGAGUUUAUAUAGACUUGAAAUCUUUACAACU